Molecule: messenger RNA, 677 nt
Organism: Diospyros lotus (date-plum)
Lineage: Eukaryota; Viridiplantae; Streptophyta; Magnoliopsida; Ericales; Ebenaceae
Exons: 3
Coding region: 225-431 (68 amino acids)
Biological process (GO): endoplasmic reticulum unfolded protein response
Cellular component (GO): endoplasmic reticulum
Source: RefSeq, a predicted model, not a curated record
CAGAUUAGGAGGAGAAUGGUUCAGUUGCGAUGCCAGUUGUUGUCCAGAACUUGCUCUGAAUUGGACGGCACGCAUUUAACGUUCUGCUAUUCAACACCACCGCUCUCUAUCGUAGAAGCCGACCAAGAAACAAAAAUCUCCGAACCGCUCCCCAGAAAAAAGGCAAGAAAACCAGAAAAAAUCCCUCCGGCUUCCCACUGCAGAUCUCCAUUACCGUCUCAACCAUGACAACCUCAAGGCGACUUGCAGAUAGGAAGGUGGAGAGAUUUGAGAAGAACAUCAAGAGGAGAGGUGCAGUUCCGGAAACAUCAACAAAGAAAGGAACCUCUUAUCCAGUAGGGCCUCUUGUGCUGGGGUUCUUUGUAUUUGUUGUCAUUGGAUCCUCUUUGUUUCAGAUAAUUAGGACAGCAACAAGUGGAGGCAUGGCUUGAAUGAUAAAUCUUCCAUACGUAGGAAAUGUUUGCAGCUUUGGGCUCGUGUUGUCUGGCCAUCUCUUGGUUUUGUGUAGGAUCGACAUGAACUUUUUCCCCUAGUUUACUUGUUCUUGUUAUGUAGUGAAUGAUUAAUGUGAUACCGGGAGUGCAUGCCUCUCCUACUGGGGAAGCUAAAUAAAGUAUGUGUUCCUCCCUUGCAACUAAACCCCUUUUGCAACUACUAAUUAAUCGUUAUUGUUCUCA